AUGGCUCUUGCUGCAAGUAGUUUCAUGCAAAUGCCACUGCUGCGAAAGUCCAACUCCAGCGCACAAAACCCUACGACGUUAACCAUAGCAUACGCUUGCAACAAUAAUAAUGCAAAGGAAGCAGAAAGAAAUGUGAGUGCUCCAGAAACCGAAAGAAGAAACGAAGGAGGGAAAGAAAGUGAUACACAAACAAGUAGUGUAAGGUUAUUCAAAAGCCCAACAACAGAAAGAAGAGGAAUUUUUCCACAAACGAACAGUGUAAGGUUAUUCAGAAGCACAAAAACUUCUACAAACGAAAAGAAAACACGAGGAGGGAGAGGAUAUGAUCCACAUAGAAAUUAA
Molecule: messenger RNA, 342 nt
Organism: Sphenostylis stenocarpa
Lineage: Eukaryota; Viridiplantae; Streptophyta; Magnoliopsida; Fabales; Fabaceae
Source: the annotation of a GenBank genome assembly